AUGUAUCAGCCACAAGAGCAGUUGUCUCCCAUAAAAUCAUUCCUCUGCAUCUUCAUCUCCGUAAUGAGCGCCAUCGUAGUUUCCCUCGGCAUCAUUAUGUUGAUCGUAUAUUUAGUUUUCAAGCCGCGCAACCCUGAGUUCCAAGUAAACUCAGCCCAACUCACCUUCCUCACUCUCACCGGAAACUACCUCACCGCCAAAUGGAACAUCGACAUCAUCAUUUCAAACCCUAACAAAAAACUCGACAUCUCAUAUAACCCCGUUUCUGCCAGUGUAUUCUACAGCAAAGAUAUAAACCAAUUCGGGCCUAUAUCCAACAUUCCUCUUAAACCUUUCUACCAACCGAAAAAGAGUAAAGCUGUUGUCCGAUUCGAAACUCAGGUUACCAAUUUGUUUGUCAGUAGCGGUGUUGCUAGCGGUAUUGUAAAUGGACAGUUUCAUCAUUCGUUGCAAUUUGGGGUAGAGUUUAGGGCUUUUGUAAUGCGUACAGGUUUGUUUCACCCGAAGAAUAGUUGGUUCAAGGUUACAUGUGCCCCGAUAAACUUUGUAGUUGGUUCCACAGCGGCUAUUUGGGAUUUAGAGCGUCCUGUAAAAUGUAAGAUAUGA
Molecule: messenger RNA, 606 nt
Organism: Vicia faba (fava bean)
Lineage: Eukaryota; Viridiplantae; Streptophyta; Magnoliopsida; Fabales; Fabaceae
Source: the annotation of a GenBank genome assembly